This is a messenger RNA of Chlamydomonas reinhardtii, 3200 nucleotides long. RefSeq lists its product as uncharacterized. The record is from RefSeq and is a predicted model, not a curated record. Lineage: Eukaryota; Viridiplantae; Chlorophyta; Chlorophyceae; Chlamydomonadales; Chlamydomonadaceae. The transcript is spliced from 2 exons. Bases 609 to 866 code for a protein of 85 amino acids.
GGCAUUGCAUUUGCGGGAGCUUUUGCAACCGUCUCCACUUGCCGGAGGGGUUUGUUGAACAGGACAAGGCACCGCCGGAAUCAUGCCAAAGGAACCUGGGAACGUGCUUACAAAAUUGCUUCAGAACAUACCAGAAAUUGCGGACCGCGAGAAAUCCGCGCGAGGGCCAUGUUGGCACCCUCAGUGAUGACAUACUGUCUCUGUUGUAUGAGCUUAAACAACAUGGAUGCUCACAAGAAGAUAGAGCUAAUGGAGGAGGUGCUGCCCACCGGUUUUCCUCGCUGUGCUGCGGGCCUUAUCAGUGUGCCUAAGGGCCCGCGAUACUGACAACAAUUAUUUUGCGGCAUGCAGUAUUGCAUGCUGCAAUUUCCUGGCCAGAUACUGGCGCCACGUGUGUCAGUUGGAUGUGUCGCCGGCGGCCAGGCCGCCAGGGCCUGCGCACUGCGCGUGGCGCUCGCGGGGGCACGUUCCAGGCCCUGGCGAGGCAGCUAGCUGACGCUGAGGCGGUGGUGCAGGCCGAGAUGGUACGCAGGCAGCAAGCGUGCAGCGGCAGCAGCAGUAGCCGGCGCGGGCAAGGCGGCGGCAGCAGCAGGCGUGACUGAUUGGACAUGCAGGAUGCAUUUACCUGCUGGAAGAACGCAGCCGGCCUCCCUAGCGGCCACAUGACGCUCUUGGAGAGUGUCAGCACGCGGCUGAUGGCUGGGGGCGUCGCGGGGAAGCCACUGUCGCCCGGCUGCAAGUCUCUCGAGGACAUCUUCAGCGAGUUCGAGACCGAGCUACUGGCCGCGCUGGUGUACAUGACACAGCGUUAUGACGGAACGGCUGGGGCGAGUGGCGCUGCCGCCGCUGCCGCUGCUGCCUGCUGACAAGCCCAUCGUGUUCGGCAGCCCCAUCAUCAAUCUGACAUAUCAAGCGCAGGACUGCGUAGACGGGUACUGCAGGUGUGAUGCUGGGACGUUGGGGACUGCGUGGUGGCUUGUGAUAGAUUGUGUUUUGGCGUAUGGACCGUAUUGGAGGGGCCGCUGUGGGUAAAGGCUGGCUUCCCGGACAUACAGCAUCCAACUUACUAGGGUACCGUAAGCCUGUUGCUGUCGGCGAGGUAUGAAGGGACACGAUACGCGAGCGCCGGUGCUGCGUACCGUAGACAUGUGGUGUGUGUUUGAGGAGGGCGGGGUACCACGAGGCGGGGCACGUGACAGCAUGGUUGCGGAGCCGGCUCACACACGCGUACUUGGCCCUCUACCGCCCUGUGCGAUGCAUUGCGUGCGUGCACUCUUCAGCCAGCUUCAAGGAGUCAUGCCUUGCCCGACUCUGCCUCUUCCUGUCAGGCUGUAACAAAGUGACCUGUCAGCCCGAGAUGCGACGGUGUCACCGUCGCCCAGGUCGACAGCUGUCGCGGCGGACUUGCAGCGGCUGCUGGCGGGUCCCUCCCUGCGCUGCACCGCGCCCACAAUGGGCCUGCUGGCGGCGCUGUGUGCGGCGGACGGCGGCAGCGGCUACGGCGCGCCGAUGGAGUCGCUGGCGGCACUGCCCAUGGCGGCUGGUGCAGACCAGAGCGAGGCGGUGCUCUCAUGGUCGGCGGAGCAACUAAGCUACGUGAUGGCGUCGAGACCGCGUGCGGGCGGAACCGCCGAGCCGCCAGCAGCGGGGCUGGGUGCCGCGAGUGGGGUCGCGGGAUCUGGUGCGGAGCCUGAGGUGCCAGUGGAGCAGGUGGCGCGGAAGCGGCGCAGCAGGUGGCGCGGCAGGCGGCACACGGGCGGGCGCAGCACAAAAAAAGUAGGCCGGGGCGGGCCUCUACGGGCCCGGCGCAACAGGAGGAUGUGCCGCAUUGGCACUCCAUUGCUCCCCCGCGCUCGGCGGCCCUGGCUACUCAGACGCGCAUGGAAGUCCUCGCGGUGUACUCCAUAGCCCACAGUGCCCGCAUCGCCGUUGCCGUCCUCCUACCUGGCUCGGAUGCGGCACGGCAGCGUGUAGCUGACACGGCGGCCGCGCUGACGGCUGAGUGGGAGCGGCUGUGCAGCUACUGCGACAGCAGUACGCGGCGCCUUGGAUGGGAUGCAGCAGGACGAGCAGCCACAGCAGCCGGAGGCGGGCAAGGAGCAGGUCCGGCGGCAAGUAGCGGCAAGGGUCCGCACCCGUCGGUCCGCUUACUUGAUCGGCGCUUGGCAAUGGAUUCAUGCCUAAGAGCCCUGCGGCUGACUCAGCACAAUCUGACUCGGCCCCGCAGCAGCGUUGCAGACAACACCGGCGGCGGCGCGGGGCCCACCGGCGAUAGGUCGGGCGCUGGCGACCUUGAGUGCCCUCACGCGGCGGCGCGGUGGUGGCGCCAGCUGGUGCUGCUGCUGCGGCAUUGCCACUCGUGGGCGGGUGUUGUGCCUGGGGGGCAGCUCGUGGGGGCAGCUUGUCGCGCUGCCGCUGUCGGAGGCCGGCGGCCGGCGGCUGGCACGGCGGUGCUCCAACCCCGCUUGUAUGCAUGCAGCUGAAGGGCGGCAGUGGGGCCGAGGUGGUGGUCAAGGCAGUGGGGCCGAGGUGGUGGUCAAGGCAGUGAGGCCGAGGUGGUGGUCAAGGCAGUGAGGCCGAGGUGGUGGUCAAGGCAGUGGGGCCGAGGUGGUGGUCAAGGCGUGCGGUGGCGGCUGCGGCGGCGCGGUGGCCUACCGCUGCCGCGAGUCGCAGGUGGCGCACUGGAAGGAGGGGCACAAGGCCGCGUGCGGCAAGGGCCUAACAGCAGCUGCGGCGGGUACCGGUGCUGGUAGAGCGCCGCAGUGAUGAGAGGUUAACGGUGCCGAGAAACUAUUGCGCUGUCGCAUACAGCACUGGUCACCAGAGAGCGUGUAAUGGAGCUGAGCUGGUGUGUUUGUGGUUAGUUGGCGGUUGACUGGUUUGCAUGUGGGCUGCCCCAUUUUGUGUUCUGACUGGUGCCGUACUCAUGUCGGCAGGUACCAGGUAGCAUGUGCGGAUCUCGUACGUACGGUGGAUGCUGAAGUCAGAUAGCGGUAGUUGGCCAGACUUCGUCAGGGCUGCUUAUGGCGGUGCGAGGCGUCAAGGAUGUGCGGACAUCAAGCUCGGAGAGCGUACCGUAAUUGGUUGGCAGUCACGUCGGUAACCCUGCGCAAAGCCGCAUUGGUUGGAACGCGUGCGGUGAAUACCUGGCAAGCGGUCAUCCCCCUGUCAGUCGCCUGAACAUGAACGGGACCUUGGGU